Molecule: messenger RNA, 1343 nt
Organism: Mus musculus (house mouse)
Lineage: Eukaryota; Metazoa; Chordata; Mammalia; Rodentia; Muridae
Gene: Spink13
Product: serine peptidase inhibitor, Kazal type 13
Exons: 5
Coding region: 817-1110 (97 amino acids)
Biological process (GO): negative regulation of acrosome reaction
Cellular component (GO): extracellular region
Source: RefSeq, a predicted model, not a curated record
CCAUUAGGUGUCCCAUAAAACACCAAGCUAACAACCAUUAAUAUACACGCAGAGGAUCUAGUGAAGACCCCUGUGGGCUCGGUCAUGGCCUCUUCAGUCUCUGCGAGCUCUUAGGAGCCCUGCUUAGUUGAUUCUGUGGACCCUGUUCUCUUGGUGUCCUCAACGCCUCUGACUCCUAUGAAGCUGACAAAGUAAUUGGUGUUAACUUACCUGACGUCGAGCUUCUUUGGAAAAUGCAAAAGUAGUUCCUGAAACCAGCAAACAGAAGAAGAGUCGAGAAUGCAAUCAGGGAAGCACAGCCUAGCUACAGUGUGAUGUGCUCACAGUACUUAGCAAAAGUCACCUGUGCAAAGUGCUUACUCAUGACCUUCAAAGUAAGGAGGUGAAGAAGGAGUAGAAUAACGCAUUGGCAGAGUGAUGUCAAAUCUGGAAAUGUCCCUUGCUGUCUACUAACUUCUAAAACUCUCCUUUUAAAGAUACCACAGUUUGCCUUUAUAUAUGGAAUAACAUAGAGGAACAGCCUUGUGGCAAAGCCACUUAGUUUGCCUUGCAGAAAAGACAUUCAGAAAAAUUGACUAGCAUUGAAUUGGGGUAUCUUAGGUCUAAUCAUCCAGUCCCUUUAUUUAUUCUGAAAUUUGGGAUUUGUCGGUGGAAGAAUCGAUUUUCUCUCUAAGCACAGACCUCGGCUGACAAACCACAAACGAUAACGUCAAGGGAGAGCCAGAGCUGGAAGACACUGUAUGUGUCUAUCUCAUACAUUGCAUUCAGCAACACUGAAGUCCUGCAAAGCGAGAUGAGGUCGUCAUCAAAGAAGCCAUGAAAAGAAGUGGCUGUUGGCACCAGAGGAUGCUGCUCUCCCUCGUACUUUUGACUUGGACACAUGUUACUUUUUCAGCGCUUAUCAGAUCACAUAACUUUUCUCGAUGGCCUAAGCCCCCAUGCAAAAUGUAUUACCCAAUAGACCCUGAUUAUGAAGCUAACUGUCCAGAUGUGAAAGCAUAUGUUUGUGCUACCAAUGGCUUGACCUACAAGAAUGAGUGCUUCUUUUGCAUUGAUCGGUGGGAGUUUGGACCUCACAUCCAGUUUGUCAAAUAUGGAAAGUGUGAAUAGUGGUUAACGGAACACCUUCAUUUGCUUACUCCUUUCAUUACUUCAUUCUGGGGAUUAUUUCUUUGGGAAUUUGAGGCGUUUGAUUUGCCAAUUUUAUUCAUCUCUGUGCCAUACCCAAAUUUCAAGCCAAAUGGAAAACAAAAGAGUCGAAAAAUGAGAAAAAGGUCAUAUUUGUUGCAAAUAAACAUCUGAAUAAAUAAAGUGACUGUUACUCGUUUCUGUGCACUGUCAGU